Messenger RNA from Pseudophryne corroboree (corroboree frog), 2075 nucleotides. RefSeq names its product cathepsin A (gene CTSA). Gene Ontology annotation, biological process: proteolysis. The record is from RefSeq and is a predicted model, not a curated record. Gene Ontology annotation, molecular function: serine-type carboxypeptidase activity. The transcript has 15 exons. Bases 110 to 1522 code for a protein of 470 amino acids. NCBI's taxonomy places the organism in Eukaryota, Metazoa, Chordata, Amphibia, Anura, Myobatrachidae.
UAUAAGUCAUAUGAGAGCCUGAAAGGCAGGGGAGAAUAAGGAAGUGAAGUGGCCGCCGCGGUGCAUAAUACACAGCGAGGAGGAGAAAAGUAUAUUUGCAAAUACAGAGAUGCACCUUCUCCCACUCUUCUCUGUGCUCCUGGGGGCCCUGCUGGCAGAAGCUGCACCUGCUGCGGAUGAGGUCACAUAUUUGCCAGGGCUAAGAAAGCAGCCUUCUUUCCGACAGUUCUCUGGUUACUUGGAUGUUCCUGGAGGGAAACAUCUCCACUACUGGUUUGUAGAGUCUCAGAAGAAUCCUAGUUCAAGUCCUCUGGUUGUGUGGCUGAACGGCGGCCCUGGCUGUAGCUCGCUAGAUGGGCUAUUGACGGAACAUGGCCCCUUUCUGAUCCAACCAGAUGGUGUAUCAUUGGAAUACAACGCAUACUCUUGGAAUAUGAUUGCUAAUGUUCUUUACCUUGAAGCUCCGGCUGGUGUUGGCUUUUCCUAUUCGGAUGACAAAAACUAUCAAACUAAUGAUACAGAGGUUGCAUAUAAUAACUAUCUGGCUUUGAAGAAGUUUUAUCAGCUCUUCCCAGAAUACACUGCAAAUGAGCUUUACAUCACAGGAGAAAGUUAUGGUGGGGUUUAUGUUCCAUCACUUGCUGUGGAGGUUUCCAAAGACGCCAGCAUGAACCUGAAGGGAAUUGCUGUUGGUAAUGGGCUGAGCAGUUAUGAGGCUAACGACAAUUCGCUGAUUUUCUUUGCUUAUUACCAUGGAAUUCUGGGCAGUGACCUUUGGACAAAGCUACAGAAGUUUUGCUGCCAAGCAGGAAACUGUCAGUUCCACAAUAAUCAGGACACAAACUGCUCCCUAUUGGUACAAGAAGCCAUGCAUGAUAUAUACAGUACAGGAUUAAACAUCUACAAUCUGUAUGAGAAGUGUUCUGGUGGAGCGCCAGGCGAGGUCAGGGAUAAAGGAGACCACAUUGUUCUAUAUUACCCUGGAUUAAUUUCACCUAAAAUGCACAUGCCCUUCUACAAGAAGCUGGUUUUACUGGCAGAUCUUCAGAAGCCCAUUAAAAUGGACCCUCCAUGUGUUAACAGUACAGCUUCCAGCACCUACCUGAAUGACCUGUUUGUGAGGAAGGCCCUGCAUAUUUCACCUGAGGUUAACAAAUGGGAGGUUUGCAGCUUUGAUGUAUACAGAAACUAUGGACGCGUUUACGAGACCAUGAAAGACCACUACCUGAAGCUGCUUAGCACUCUGAAAUACCGUAUUUUGGUGUACAAUGGUGACGUAGACAUGGCCUGCAAUUUCCUGGGCGAUCAGUGGUUUGUGGAUUCUCUGCAGCAGAAGCUGCAGGUACAGCGCCGGCCUUGGCUGUAUACUGAUGGAGACCAGCAGCAGAUUGGUGGAUUUGUGAAGGAAUUUUCCAAUUUGACGUUCCUUACAAUUAAGGGAGCUGGUCACAUGGUGCCCACUGACAAGCCAAGCUCUGCCUUCAUCGUAUUCAGCCGCUACAUAAAAAAUGAGCCUUUCUAGGUGUUCUUAUUGCCUCUUAUUCCGCACAAUAUUUAUUGGAGGAUAAGGACUGUUCACGCUCUAGGAUGGCGCUUUAUAUGUGACUGACUGUUUUACAUAAUCUCAAGGUCAAAUCAGUAGCAAAUAUAUUUGUUGUCCCAUGUGUGUCCUCUCUAUGAUUAAUGUUCCAGUAUCAAUAUCUCAUAAUGGGUCUGUUCUCUGGUGUAUAUAGUUUUAAUUCCCCCUCAAGGUUAAUAUAUACUGUGAUCUCAGGGUGCUUGUAGAUGUGGCACUGAAAUUCAAACUUUCAGGUAUAAUUUAUCAAGAUGACAAAAGUUGUUUAUCUGUGAAAUUUGUUUUGGUUUCUUUUUGGUGGGGGGGGGGGGUACAUCUGUAACUUAAGUCGUUUUUUUUUUCUUGGCGUGUACUUCAUGAGAUGAACAAAGAUUAUUCCUAUCAUGUUCUUUAUGAUGGCACAUUGUGUCUUUGCACUUAUUUUUUUCUCUCUAACAUUUAUAUUAGUAGCCUUAAAAUCAUGCUUUACCAAUUUCAAUAAAGAUUUUUUUUUUAUAAA